AUUGAAAUUUUCGCGUGAUAAGUGACAAAACUGAUAACAUUCGUUCAUGAUUUACUUAAUCACGGACUAAGAGGUAGGUGGUAUAUAUUUAACUAAUAAAUAUAUAUAUAAUAUCUUAGUCCGUAUAUCAUCACGUAGUUCGGGUUGAGUACUCACACAAAACAAAUAAUUUAUUGAUUAUUAUCUAUCAAAAAAUAAAUUGGAUUAAUCUGCUAAUCACUAUGGCUUAAAAUAUAUAUUUAAUUUAAAUUAAAAGAUUUUAAAUUACAAUACCAACAAUAAACUCAUUUAAUUGUUAUAAAAAAUAAUUAAUAAUAAAUUAAAUAAAAAUAUUUUUCAACUUCAUGCUUACAUUUAUUCAUAUUAUUUUAGUUUAUUGGGUAAUUUUUUUUUUAUUAUUUUUAAAAAUAUAGUUAAAACUUGAAAGUGAAACUAAAUUCUAUAUUAUUCGAAAUUUGAAGUCUAUCAUAUUAAGUCAAUCAAAUAGUUAAAUGAACAUGAAUUUGAACUGUGAUAUUACCCCUGGAAAUUAUGUAGUCUACUUGGAUAUUGAAAUUGACAAUGAAAAGAGUGAGUGAAAUAUUUAUUUAAAUUAUAAUGCCUGUACAUUAAACAAAUAUAUUUUUUGCAAAUAAACUCGAAAAGUUACUAACUUUUACUAUAUAAUUUAAUUAUUACAAUAUUAUUUUUAUAGUUGGAAGAAUUGUUAUUGAAUUAUUUAAUAAUGUAGUUCCCAAAACGGCUGAAAAUUUUAGAGCUCUUUGUACUGGUGAAAAGGGUAUCGGUAAAUAUGGAAAACCAUUGCAUUACAAAGGAUCAUAUUUCCAUCGAGGUAUUAAUUUAUUAUAGUAUAUAAAUUUAUUAUAUUAUAUAAAAAUAUAACUCCUUUUGCUGUAUAGUAUCAUUUUUAUAUAAUUAUUUUUAAUAAUAAGAAAAAAUGUACAAUCUAUAUGAAUUUAAUAAUUUUACAAUUUAUUCAAUAAAAACUUAUUUAAAUUUGUAUAGAAGGUGUAUAUUGGGUUGAGCAAUAACUAACUUGGAUAAUUUAGAUUUUGUUUUUUAUUUGUGAAAUUUUGAGGUUUUAAAGAUAAUUAGGUGUUGAGUUAGUUAUUAAAGAUUAAGAAUGUCCAAUUUGAAAUUUUUUGAGUAUAGUGUUUAACUUACGUGAUGAGUUUAUAAAGCAUUUUGUUAAGCCCACAAACCACAAUAGGUAUGUUUUAAUUUGUACAACCAGAUUGAUUUAAAAGUAUUUUGUAUAUUAAUAUUUGUAUUUAAAUUUAUUAACAGCCAAAAAAACCUUAAUUUCUGAUUCAAUAUUAUUAUUUUUCGGUAUAUCCAUUGUUAGACUGAUGUAUAUGGUUUAUUCUUAAUUAAAAUAUUUAGUUGUUUUUUAUAUUUUGAAAUUUAAAAUAUGUAUUAUUAUUAUUUAUAAUAUAAUUUAUAUAAAAUAGAUAAACAAAUAAUAAAUAUGUAUAUAUAUAAUGUAUAUUUAAAAAUAGCUGGAAACUAUUUUUGGUUCUUUCUACUCAUUGUCAUAAAAGAUUUAUUACAUUUGGUUAUUUUAUUUUUGAACGCUUUUAAGUGAAUAAUUUAUGUUAAUUAAGUUCAAUUUAUAAUAAUUUUAUAAUUUUUAUUUUAGCUAUUCCAGAAUUCAUGAUUCAGGGUGGAGAUAUUGCUGCUGGUGAUGGAUCUAGUGGUGAGAGUAUUUAUGGUUUGUUCUUUGAUGAUGAAAACUUUGAAUUGCUGGUAAAUACAUAAUAUUUCAUUUUUAAUUACCUCUUAGAGUGUUCAAAUUUUAAAACUAAAUAAUAGAAUUUGUUUUGUAUUAAUUUAAGUAUAUUCAUUAUUUAAUACAUUAGUAUUCUGCAUAUUUGGUUACAUAUGAUUAUAUAAAAAUUAGAAAACUGAGUAUAAUAUUCAAGAUAUUAAUGGUUUGUUAAAGUAGUCAAGUUGGUAGACUAUAGGUUUUAUUUAUUUUAACUGAAAAUCUAAUUUUACCUCAUAGUAAAUUUCAAUAAAUAGUUUUAUAUAUGAUAAUCAUAAGUUUAUAUUGUACAUAUAUAUUUUUUAAAUUGUUAUUUUAUUAAAACUGUAUUUAAUUCUUAAUCUAGCAUGAUGAACCUGGACUAUUAAGUAUGGCAAAUACAGGUAAAGUUAAUACUAAUAAUUCACAGUUUUUCAUUACAACUGCUCCAUGUCCGCAUUUAGACGGUAAAAAUGUAGUUCUUGGAAAAGUAAAAAAAGGAUUAUGUGUUGUGCAAACAAUUUUAUUGACAGCUUCAGAUGAUGUUCCUAUUAACGUAAGUAAAAUAUUAGUCACAUUUUAAUAUAUUGAAUUUAUUUCAUUAUGGUUUAUUAUUGGUUUUAAAACAAUACAUAAGUUAUGGUUUAUUAUUGGUUUUAAAAUCAAUACAUAAGUUAUGGUAUUAUUUAAUAUUAUACAUUUUUUAAUAAUAGUAGAAAUAGCUUAUAUAUAGUUUUUAAAUUUUAUAUUUAGUUUUCAAUCAAAAUCAGUUACUUAAUUUAUUUGGUUUAUAAUUUAGCCUUGUAAAAUUUCUGAUUGUGGAGAAUUACCAACUGAUAGUAAUACUUGGAAUAUUAAUGAAAAUGAUCAAACAAGUGAUGUUUUCCCCCCUUUUCCAGAAGAUUGGACAGUUCAGCAGACUGAUCUAAAUGUAAUUAUUUAAUUUUAAUCUCUAAUCCAAUGUAUUAAUUAAAAUGUAUAUUUCUCAAGGUAAAACAAAUGUGUGAAAUACUUAAUCAAAUAAAAGAAUCUGGAAAUCAAUAUUUUAGCAAUAAAAAUUAUUCUGUUGCUCGGCAAAGAUAUGAUAAGGUGUUAAGAUAUCAUACAUGGUAAUUAUUUGAAGUAAUUUAAUGUUUUAUUUGAGUAUUAAAGUGGUUUAUUUUUUAGUAUAUAUAUAUAUUGAACCCCAGGGAUGAAUUUGUCCAUUUCAUAAAACUGGCUAUUUUAUUCCCAUUUUCCCAUUCUGUGAAAUGGCUAAUUAAGGGCCAAUUUCAUAAAUUGAGCAAAACUUUAGUGGUAUAUAAAUAUUUUCAACGCCUAUACAUAACUAUUAAAAUUAUAUUAUCAAUAAACUAAUUUAAUUGAAAUUAAGAAAAUUAGAAUUGUAUACCAGGCUUUAGUAGAAUCCAUAAUUAACUAUGGUAUUACUGUUUAAAGAGGUGUCUGCCAAACAACAUUAAAUCUAUUAAAAAUAAUAAAAAUAAUUAUUUGUGUCACACAGAGAAUACUGUAUAAAUAAUGUCCUGCGCCUGGGCAUUGUCCGUGCUAAUUUUUAUUAUUAUUAUUUUACCCAUAUUAAUUUCUGGUUUUGGCUGUGUCAGAAUUUAAUGAAAACAAAUAGGUAGAAAGUGGGUAGUCUACUUUCAGCGGACUAAAUGUAUUCUAUUGUGGAAUUUUAAUAGAACAAAUAAUAAUAAUAGUUAUAAUAAUUUUCUUUUCUGUAACAUCAAGGUAACCUUUAAAUAAACAAAAAUAAGUAAAUAAUCAAUUAGAUAUCCAUAUCAAAUAUACCUAAAAACCGCUAUUUUACCCUUUAGGGGUUGAAUUUUCAAAAAUCUUCUCUUAUUGGUCAAAGUAUUAGAGGAACCAGUAUUCCAAAUUUCAAGUGUGUACAUUGAGUAUUUUUUGAGAUACAGUGAAUCAGUGGUAUUUGGAUUAUAUAUAGAUUAAAUAUUCUACCAUUAAAACAAUUUUUCUAUAAGGCAUCAGUAAUUUCUUCUUCUAAUUUAGUAAUCUACCCUAAGGUUUUAUAGUAUUCUUCCAUAUUCCCUCCAUUCUUCCCUGUUAUUGCCAUUCUCUUCAGUUCCCUGUAGGUUCUCAGUUCGGCAUCUUUAAUACAUUUUUUAAUUAGCAUUGUUCUAGGACGUCCUUUGCCUCUCUUGCCAUCUAUUUGUUUUUCUAGUAUUCUAUUGUGUAGUUCCUCCUCGUAUAUUAAGGUAUGUCAAAUUAGUCUCCAUCUUCUUUCUUUGAUUGAUCUUAAUAAUUCUCUAGGUUCUCCUAUUUUAUUAAGAACACUGUCAUUGGUACGGAACUCAGUCCAGCUAACUCUUAGCAUCCUCUGCCUGCACCAUAUUUCAAAGCUUUCUAAAUAUCUUUCUUCUGCUUUGUUUAUCGCCCAAGACUCUGACCCGUAUAGAGCAAUGCUCCACACAAACACUUUAACUGGUUGUUUUCUCAUAUGGAUACUCAUUUUCUUGGAGCAUAUUAAUUUCUUGCGGUUCAUAAAUGUGGUUUUCGCUUGCACUAUCCUAGCUCUAAUUUCUUUAGUGGACUUUCCAUCCUGAGUAAUUAGACUGCCUAUGUAUUUAUAGCUGUUUACUUGUUCUGUAUAGUUAUUUCCCACUUGGAUUUGGAGUCUUUGUCUUUGUUGUGAUCUUUAGCAUAUCAUAACCUUAGUUUUUUUCCAGUUUAUUUUCAGGUCUUAUUCUUCAAAACACUUCUGUAUCACUUCUAAUGCAGUUUUCAUUUCUUUUUCGCUUUUGGUUAUUAAAGCAAUGUCCUCAGCAAAUCUAAGCAUUUGUUUAAGUUCUCCUCCAACUGUCACUCCUAUUUUUCGUCUAUUGAGUGUUUCCUUUAUUUCAUGGAUUGGUUGUUCGACAUAUACAUUAAACAACAUUGAUGACAUGGGAUACCCUUGUCUAGUGCCUUUCCAUAUUUUUGCUGUUGCAGAUUUGUCGUCUAUUCUGAUUUCUGCUGUCUUGUGUCUAUAGAAAUUGUAUAUUAAUUGUCUAUCAUUGUAAUCCACUCCUACUUGCUGCAAAUUUUGAAAUAACUUUUGCUAACUCACUUUAUCAAAUGCCUUUUCUAGGUCCACAAAGGUAAUCAGUAAUUUAUAUAAUUAAAAAUAACCUAACACUUAGUAUUGAACAUAAUUAUAACACAAGAUAACUAUCAAAUAUUACUCUACCUUUAAUGUAUAAAAAAACUAACUUAAUUUACUUACUUAUAUAUAGAACCAAAAAUAUAUAAUAUGAUACCAUCAGACACCAAAACAAUAAAAAAUAUAACUAACUGGUUGCAGAAUGAACCAAAUAUAAAAUUUUAAAUAUUUUAUACCUUUAAUCUAGUUGCUUGGAUUUGUAUUUUAUCAUACUGUAUUAUACAUUAAAUCUUCAUGUAUUAAUUAUUGUUAACUGCAUUGUUUAUGUUUAAGUUAGUUUCAUCUAAUUAGUCUAAAAUUGUAAAAAACAAGGUGGAUGUAAAUUACAAUGAAUGUAUUAGUCUCCUUAUUAUAAAUUAUGAACUCAUGGGCCCCCCAUGAACAUGAACCUGUUCAGUGGAGCCCAUUAUUUUUUUGAAGAAAUAAACAAUAAUAAUAAUAAAUAAUAAAUUAUUAUAAAUUUGUUAUUAUCAUAUUAAUUAUUUUUUUAUACAUGUUUUAAAGUAAAUUAAAUACAGAAAAUAAAUAAAUUUAAUAAUUAUAACAUUAUAUUUUGAACAAAAUAUCUAUAUAGUAAAUAAUAAAUUUAAAAAAAAAAUUAUCAAUUAACAAAAAAAUCAUUAAUUUAUAUUUAUAUAUUAUAUUUAUUUUCACUAUUAUAACAUGUUUUUGGUAGUAUUGAAGUUAUAUGAAUGCCCGUUGCCUGUUCAUAAAAUGGGCAGCAUUUUUGAAGUUCAUAUCAUGAAUUGGACAAAUUUACCUAUGGGGUAUAAUAUAUAAUAAACAUAUCUUGAGUUAGUUAAAUUACCUAUUUCAGUUUAUUUUUUAUUUAUUUUUUUUUUUUUCACUGGGUUGUAAUAUUGAAUUUAAUUAAUUUAAAUUUGAUAUUGAAAUAUUCUUUUUUAAUUAUUUUAUAAUAUAAAUACUUUGACUGUUAAUUAUAAAUAGGUUCAAGGACAUGUAGCUCUAAAGAAGUACUAAAUAUGCAAGUACUUAGCACUUAAAAACCCUUAAAUAUGCAUUACAAAUACUACAAUUGUUUUGGUGAUUGAAUUAAUUGUUUAAAAAAUAUCUAAAUUGAGGAAAAAAAAUUACUUAAUUUAAUUUUAUGUCAUACUAUUAUCACAUGAAAAAAAACCCCUUUGUUUUAAGGAAAUGUUUGCUUUGUAUUGAUUUAAUUAUGUAAACAUUAAGAUAUUACAAUAAUUAUUGAAUGAUCAAUUUUACAAUUAUGAUAACCACUGGUAUAAAACAGGUACUAGAAAUCUCUGAUUGGUAUCAACUGACUCAUUGUUAUUUGAUUUUGCACAUACAGUGCUAAAAAUGCCCUCCAAAAAGAUUAAAAAAAAAAAUUUAAAAUCUUUCAAAAAGCAAAAAAGAGCUAAAUUUGCGACAUACAUGUACAGAUUUGGUUUUGUCGUAAUAUGAAAUUAAUUUCUUUCUAGCUAGCCUUUUUGUAAGUGACACCAGAAUUACUUUGCCCUAAUUAUAAGAUAAUAUAAUGUUACAAAGAAAAAAAAGUCUUAUAAAUAUUAACUAAUACACAUUUUUUUUAGGUACACAAGUUAUUAUAAAGGCCUUCAAAUAACUUUUAAUGAACCAGAUUUAAUAAAAAUGAAUACAUUAUUAAAUUUAUCUAAUGUUUAUUUGAAAAUGAAAAAUUACAAAAUGUCCAUUGAAUUUUCAAAACAAGUAAGUUGUUUAAAAAUGAAAAGAUAAGAAUAUGUAAGAAAUUAGUAAAACUUACAAAUUGGGUUUUAAAUUAUUGAAAAAUUUAGUGCCAGAUUUCAUAGGAGAAUACUUUCUGAGAAACUCAUAAUUUAUACAAUAUUUAAUGACCUCCUUUUAUAAAGAUAGUUGAAUCUCUUAUAUUAUUUGUAUUAAUAUAAUAAUAGUUCAAAUUAUUAAUAAUUAAUAGUUUAAAUACAUAACACAACCUUGAAUUCUAUUAAACAUAUUUAUUUAUUCAUUAACAUUUUUUUAGGGACAAGUCCUUUAAAUACAGAAACAUAUAAUAAUAAUCUAGAACAACCAAAGAGAAAAUAAAUGCACAGUAAAAUAGGGUUUUAGUUUAAAAUAAAGCUCUUGUUCUAAAAAAUUCACGAGACAUAAAAAAGAAAUUGACACUAUUACAAAUUUGAUUAGGUAACAAAAGUUCUCUCUGGAAAAAGGUAUAAAUAAUAAAUUUGAAUUUCUAAUUAAAUAAUUAUGUGUAAAAAUACUGAUCGUAUAUUUGGAUAUUCAAUAAUGUUAUUAAGGAGAUAAUAAAUGAAUAAGCCGUCAGAUAGCUCACGUCUAACCACACAUCACUGAAUAUUAAUAGAGUCUGUUAUUAAUGAAAAUGAGUCUCUGGAAGUAGGUUCUACUUAUUAUAGAUUCUAAUAAUAUGUCAUAAGAUAAGUAAUUCCUUGAUAAAAAUCUGAAAUAAAAUUUAUUUAAAAAAAUUUAUAUUAAAAAAAAAAUAAUAAUAAUUACAGGUUUUAAAUACAGAUUGCAACAAUGGAAAAGCAUUUUUUCGCCUUGGCCAAGCAUAUGGGUCACUUAAUCAUUUUAAUAAAGCAAUUACAUACUAUAAAAAGGCACUAGAAGUGAUUCCAAAUGAAAAGUAUAUUUUAUUAGAGUUAAAAAGAAUCGAACAAGCCCAGAACCAAUAUUUGUUAUUUGAAAAGCAAAUUUACUCAAAAAUGUUUAAAAAGAACUAUUCUAAAAAUGAUUUUACCUAA
Cinara cedri is the source of this 7627-nucleotide messenger RNA. NCBI's taxonomy places the organism in Eukaryota, Metazoa, Arthropoda, Insecta, Hemiptera, Aphididae. The record is from the annotation of a GenBank genome assembly.